This is a messenger RNA of Lucilia cuprina (Australian sheep blowfly), 818 nucleotides long. It is a transcript of the gene Prpk, whose product is annotated as EKC/KEOPS complex subunit TP53RK. The transcript has a single exon. The record is from RefSeq and is a predicted model, not a curated record. Gene Ontology annotation, cellular component: EKC/KEOPS complex; nucleus; cytosol. NCBI's taxonomy places the organism in Eukaryota, Metazoa, Arthropoda, Insecta, Diptera, Calliphoridae. Gene Ontology annotation, molecular function: protein serine/threonine kinase activity; ATP binding. The coding region runs from base 64 to 750 and encodes 228 amino acids. Gene Ontology annotation, biological process: protein phosphorylation.
UUUGUUUUUAUUAUUCAAUUCUUAGUAAAGAUCAACCAAUUUGGACUGAAAUUCAGCUAAAAAAUGCCGGUAGAGAAUAUUUUAAAACAAGGAGCAGAAGGUCGUCUAUAUUUAGGAGAAUACAAAGGCGAACGAUGUCUAAUAAAAGAAAGAUUUGUGAAAAAAUAUCGCCAUCAAGAGUUGGACAAUCAAAUCACCCGGCAACGCAUGAAGGCCGAAACAAAGGCGGCCGGAAGAUGUCAAACGGCUGGUAUAAUUGCACCCAGAAUUCUACAUAUGGAUUUGCAAGAACGUAAAAUCUACAUGGAAUACUAUGAUAAAGCCAUAACAGCCAAGGAAUAUAUACAGAGAAUAGUGGCUAGUGAAAAGGAUAAGACCGAAGAAGUUCUUAAAUCGUUGUGUACGGUUAUAGGUAGUACCAUAGGAAAAAUGCAUGCAAAUAAUAUUAUACAUGGUGAUCUGACUACUUCAAAUAUUUUGAUUAAUCCUAAACAAGCAGAAGAUUUUACGGAAUAUGAGGUAGUGUUUAUAGAUUUUGGCUUGAGCCACUAUAAUCAGGGCUCAGAAGAUAAGGGAGUGGAUUUAUAUGUUCUAGAGCGUGCUUUAUUGAGUACCCACAGUGAACAGCCUUAUCUGUUCGAGUACAUGUUGCAGGCCUAUCGCUUAGCAUGUGGUAAAGAUGAGGCAACGGUGGUGGCUAAAUUUGAGGAGGUCAGAGCCAGAGGACGUAAGAGGACAAUGAUUGGUUAAGUUUUUAUGUUCAUUUUUGUUUUCGUAUUUUUCAUUUUACUUAAACAAUAAACAAUAUUUAAAUUAAA